CGGGUGGGCGGGAAACAAAAAUGGCGGCGGCUGUUGGGGGCGAGAUGCAGCUUCUGCGCCCGUUCUGCUGCGAACACGGACUCCUGUCCCGGCCCGACGGCUCGGCCUGCUUCACACAAGGAGAUACAACAAUUCUGGCUGCUGUAUACGGACCCGCCGAGGUGAAAGUGAGCAAAGAGAUCUUCGACAAAGCCACGCUGGAUGUCCUACUCAAGCCAAAAGUCGGGUUACCAAGUGUCGCAGAGAAGAGCAAGGAGCAGAUGAUUCGAAACACCUGUGAGGCCACCGUGCUGACAGCUCUGCACCCGCGGUCCUCCAUCACCGUCGUACUGCAGGUCAUCCACGACUCUGGAUCUCUGCUGUCUUGUUGCCUAAACGCUGCCUGCAUGGCACUAAUGGAUGCUGGGCUCCCAAUGAAAAGUGUCUUCUGCGGGAUUACGUGCAUGAUCGACUCUGACAGAAACAUCCUUCUAGAUCCAACAACCACGAUGGAGAAGGAGGCAGCUGCUGUCCUCACCUUCUCCAUCGACAGUGUUGAGAAGCAACUGCUCACGUUGUCCACAAAGGGUUCCUUUUCUGUUGAGGAGCUCCAGCAGUGUGUUGCGAUAUGCCAGAAGGCAGCGGAGAAGAUCUUUCAGUUCUACAGGGACUUGGUAAGCAGAAGAUACUCGAAACUGAAUGAAUGAAUGGAUGGGUGAAGAAAUGGACCACCUAGUCCGAGUCUUGUCACGCUGGAGGCGAGGACGAUGGAGAUGUACCCCCCAGUAAGAAGCAGCAGCUGGGCUCUGCUUGACCCAACCCCUGGAUGUGCUGGCACGUGCCCGAGAGACUACAGGCCAAUUACAUCGUCCCCAGCAGUGCAACUUUCCACAUGAACUGUGUCAAACACUGGCUGAAUAUGCCUCUGAGAGUCGAAAAGAAGGAAUACAUUUUAAGAAAUAAAAUUCUGCUGAUUUUUUUAA
Amblyraja radiata (thorny skate) is the source of this 962-nucleotide messenger RNA. RefSeq names its product exosome component 5 (gene exosc5). Lineage: Eukaryota; Metazoa; Chordata; Chondrichthyes; Rajiformes; Rajidae. The transcript has 6 exons. The record is from RefSeq and is a predicted model, not a curated record. Gene Ontology annotation, molecular function: RNA binding. Gene Ontology annotation, biological process: U4 snRNA 3'-end processing; rRNA catabolic process; poly(A)-dependent snoRNA 3'-end processing. Gene Ontology annotation, cellular component: nucleolus; cytoplasmic exosome (RNase complex); nuclear exosome (RNase complex). Bases 21 to 686 code for a protein of 221 amino acids.